AUGAAUAAGGCACCCAUAGGAGAGAUUCAGAUUAUAGCAGGGGGUUUUGCUGGGGGAGGUGUAUCCACAUUUAGUAGGAAGGCGUAUGCACGGAGGGUAAGGUAUGAAAAAGUAUAUGUGACAAACAGAGCCCCAAAACACCAGAGGCUUAGCAAUCAGAUGACAGUGUCUUUUGGGGAGGAGGACUGGGAAGGAGUGUUGUAUCCGCAUGAUGAUGCUUUAGUGGUUACCCUUGUGAUAGCAAACUAUAUAACUAGGCGGGUGCUAAUCGACAACGAGAGCUCUGCAAAUAUACUAUUCCUGGAAGCAUUCGUCAAAAUGGGUAUCAGCGCCAAUAAAUUGACGCCCUCCCCAACACCAUUAAAAGGUUUCUUUAGAGAUACAAUACAGCCUGCUGAGGCUAUCACACUCCCUGUAACCACGGGAACGGGGGAGCUAAUAGCUACCACCAUGACCGACUUCUUGGUUGUAAAAGCCCCAUCCUCCUUCAAUGCAAUAUUGGGAAGACAGAUACUCAACCAUCUCAAGGCGAUAACAUCCACAUAUCACCUUAAGAUGAAGUUCCCAACAGAAUGCAAGGUCAUAGAGUUGCAAGGUGAACAAGCUCUAGCAUGGGAAUGUUAUGUGCAAGAGUUAAAAGAUAGUCGAAGUAAAGUUUAUGUUGUAGAAGGACAAAACGAAGCACUGGUACCAUCCCUUCCACCACCUUUGAUGGUGGCUAUGAAAAAAGGCGUGGAGGUUAGAGACGAGCAGAAGCAGCAACAUGUCGAGGCUAAUGAGCCAUUGGAACUUGUGACGCUGUAUCUUGACCGCCCCAGGACCACCACACAAAUUGGGACCCAAGUGCCAUCGAAGGACAAAGAAGCCCUGAAGCAAAUGUUGAUAGAACACAGGGAUGUUUUUGCAUGGAGUCAUGAAGACAUGCUUGGCAUAGACAACAACGUCAUUGAACACAGCCUGUGUGUGGAUCCCGCCCACAGGGCGAUACACCAAAAAAUGAAUUUUUUUCAGUUCAAAGAAGGUUACAACCAGAUAAGAAUGCAUGCAGCGAAUGAGGAGAAAACAUCAUUUAUAAUGGAUCGAGAGUUGUAUUGCUACCAGGUUAUGCCAUUUGAACUGAAAAAUGCGGGGGCGACCUACCAAAGGUUGGUUAAUCGCAUGUUCAAUGAGCAGAUUGGGAGGUCCAUGGAGGUAUAUGUGGACAACCUGUUAGUAAAAAGUAAGGAACCUGCCAGACACCUUGACGACCUACGAAAGGCGUUUGGGAUCUUACGCCAUUACAAAAUGAGACUAAACCCUGCAAAAUGUGCUUUCGGAGUUGAAUCAAAAAAAUUCUUGGGAUUUAUUGUAUCUGAAAGAGGAAUUGAGGCCUCUCCAGAUAAGAUAGGAGUCAUACUCAACAUGAAACCACCAAGAAAUCUAAACAAAACUUAG
Messenger RNA from Carya illinoinensis, 1434 nucleotides. RefSeq lists its product as uncharacterized. NCBI's taxonomy places the organism in Eukaryota, Viridiplantae, Streptophyta, Magnoliopsida, Fagales, Juglandaceae. The transcript has 2 exons. Bases 1 to 1434 code for a protein of 477 amino acids. The record is from RefSeq and is a predicted model, not a curated record.